Mytilinidion resinicola is the source of this 2584-nucleotide messenger RNA. RefSeq lists its product as uncharacterized. The record is from RefSeq and is a predicted model, not a curated record. The transcript has 7 exons. NCBI's taxonomy places the organism in Eukaryota, Fungi, Ascomycota, Dothideomycetes, Mytilinidiales, Mytilinidiaceae. Bases 1 to 2253 code for a protein of 750 amino acids.
AUGAUCCGUUAUUUCAUCUCAUUUCUGACUCUUGGAGCUCUUAUCACUACCUCUGUUACACAUCCGGCUCCGGCUCCGACCCCUUCAUCGAUCGACGAUGCUCACUACCAGGCAGUACAGGAAUACAAAAACACCAUGAAGUGUACUAUCUUUGACCCUCCAGAUCCAAAGACUUCAAUCUCUCAGUGCAACGAUGUGUGCGGUGAGGCGGUGGCCAAGGCCAUCGCUGCAGGCCAAAUGGGAUCAACAACGUGCUUGGUCUUAGGCGGGGACAUCAAGUGGGAAGUUGUCAGCGGCAAUCUCAAAGUUGCACCCGCUCAGUGCUCGUGCAAUAACAAUUUUCUCAACCAAUUCGCAGACCUACUGAUGGAAGCGUUGCCGAUAAUCGCAGAAAUUGGCUGCGACCUGCUAAUGGGGAUGUUGCAAUUGGUCGUUGAAGUUGGAGCUCUGGCUAUUCCUGGUGUAGGCGAGGCAAUUGAUGGAGCUAUGAUUGCUGGCAUUGAAGCGGCUAAGCUGAUUUCUUAUUCGGUCGAUGCUGGCGAAGCAGGUGCCAGUGUCUUUUCAAAUUGGCUAACGAAAGGCUGCGGCAAGUCUUACCUUCCUCCCAAUGUGAAGAAGGCGUUCGAUAUCUUCAACAGCGUCAACAACCUUAUCUUGCCGAAGGGGUUCAAGAUCCCGCCAAAAGUCCCAAAAGGCGGCAAGAAGCCAAAGGCCCCAAAGACUAAGGUUCCCAAUGACGACCCAAAGACCGCAAAGGACGGCCCGAAAACGAAUGCACCAUCCGAAACCAAAGCUCCACCAAAAUCGACUCCAAAAGCCACCAAAGCAUCACAUGCGACCACAAUGAUAACAAGUCCACCAAGUACCAAAGAUCCACAUAAGUCCGCAAGCAAUAAAGCUUGUACGAAGAAACAGAAGCGUGCACCACCUGGGAAAGAGCCUGGGAACGAGAUCCCUGAUGACGGCGAAUGCGACGAUCCCAGCUUACACAUCACGAAAAUUACCAAGUCCAACCCGGUUCUCAAGACGAUCACGAAGGACUGCGACUUCAAGAAAUGGCCCCAAGCAUGCUACCAUUACUAUUCGGCUAUCCAGAAUGAUGACCGAAUGUCGAGCGCAUAUACUUGUCGAGACGAUAAUCGUAGCCGCAACGGAGGAUCCACACGUGACUGGAAGUCACAACAUGCCUUGAAAGGUUGGAAAGACUUCACCAAGCCAGCUUAUAAGUUUUGGAGUGAUGAGAAUCCUAAAAAGAAGCCUAACUGCCAAUUGGACGAAUGGCCACCGGCCUACUUCGUUCCUCCCAAUCCCAAUCCCAAUCCGAAGAAGGGUGAAUACAAGCCUCCAGUGGUCGUGCGCUGGAUCCCUGGAAGCGAGAAUGGUGGUGUUGCGUCCCUCUGGAAUAAAUACUGCGAUGAUGAAGACGGCGGGUUUAAGAACGGUCAACUUCUUAAACAGUACGGCCAAGUUAAGAAACCCCCCACCGGAAAGAAGUUUGGUGACGUCAACGAACGCUUAGUCAAACUUAUUCGUCCGGGAGAAGAGGUGGUAAAGAAAGGAAAAGAUAAAAAGGCAACUACUACGACUGAGUUCGAAGCUGAGUACACUCGAGCUGUAUUCGAGAUCUCGUUCGACAAAGACUUUAAGGAUUUUCCUACGAAGGAAAACGAUUGGGGCCUUAGAGAGAACCCGUGCUGGCCGGAGGACAUUGUUCCUAACGACCCCGGGUUCGUGGUGUUCACCGACGACCCUUGGUACAAGACAGCUGGAUCUCCGAAACUUGUGGCAGAACUCAAGAAGCAGAAGGUGUUGUACAAGAAGGCUCCCUCGGCAGACAUGGUUAAAAAGGCAAAGGAACGGCAGAAAGGUAACCCGAGCGAUGAUAAACCAGUUGAGCGAUCAAUAGAGCUCAUAGAUGAUGGUGGCCUUGCCGUCCGCGGAACGAAUACCUCUCGUAGGCUCACCCCCGACGAGAUCCGGCAGAACCUGCAAAUCAUCCGUUGUGCAGACAGCACGUGCUCUGAAGAGCGCAAGGGUCUGCGCGACGAAGGAGAAGAAGCCCUAGUGAUUUCCGGAACUACCAUAGGUUUACCUGCUUUACCUUCCGUUAACGUGGACAGUAUUCCGACUAUUAUGCCAAGAGCAUAUCUGGAACCCAAGGACAAUACGAGGACCUCAGUAUCUCCAGAGCUACCGAUGUCGACGAAGGAAUCUUCCUCGUAUGCAACUCUUCGAAGGCGAAAGGCCUUGUAAUCUGUCAUUCUCGUAUACUACACUGUUAUUCUCGUACACUUCACUGUCUCAGCCACUUUCUGGGUUAUUUUUCUAAAAUAUCUCCCAAUUCUUUCCCUUUACGCAUAGGUCUCUGUUUAGCAUAGCGAUGUAUGGAUUUGCAUGUUUUAUGGCGUUUUGUAUAAGUCUAGACAGUUGGUGUUAUUGAAUCCCUUAUGUUGAGCGCUUACUCUUUCCUAAUUCUCUACAUGAACCAACAGACUAGUCACUCCAUAUUUCUUUGUCAGUAGACAUACCAUUGCGAGCUCUCAUAUCAGAGUAUUCUUUCCUUCUUUCCCUUGGUCUCCAUGAG